AAAAAAAGAUAACAAUUGCAUGUCUGUGUUCCCGAGGAGCCGUGGGUGUUUUUAGGCAGCUGCCUGCAGAGGCCAUCGCCGUUUCGUGAGGCGGCAUUAAUGCAGCGGGAGGAGACUUGUUCUGCUGUUCACAGAAAUUCGGAUUUUAAGCUGACCAUCUUUGACUUCAGGGAGGUUGGUCUCAGGCUCAGGAAGAAGCCGGACAGCCCUCAGGAGACAAAGCUGCCCAAGACUGUCCGGCCCCCAGGCACGAGUGAGAACUCCAGUUCCAAGUUCUCAUCCCCUGACCGGAACAAGACCUUGCUUGAGCCUGUCCCAUCCGAGCUGGUGUUUCAGAACUAUGUCCUUGGCAAGGUCUGUGAAACGGCCCUGCUUCUGAGGAAUAGAGACAAGGUUACUCAGCUGGUGAAGGUCACCAUGGACAGCUCACCUUAUUUCAAGUUGGUCGGCCCCAAUGGUGUGUGCCAUCAGAUCCCACCGGGCUCAUUUUGCACUAUAAACAUCCUUUUCACCCCUGAGGGGAGCAAGUUACUUUUCCUGCAGGAUCAUUUCCACCAGCUUGUCUGCAGCAGUGAAAGGGAAAAGGUCUCUGUGCCAAUCCAAGCCAUUGGUGCCCGCCCAGUCUUGGACUUCCCUGACCAGCUGGACUUCUCGUCGUGUCCAGUCAACCACAGCACCCAGAAGACUCUGCUGGUUCACAACACCGGGAACCUGGAAGCCUGUUACAGCCUCAGCACUGAGAGCCCUUUCACUGUCAGCCCAGCCACGGGAACCCUCGAUGUUGGUGAAGCCAAGCAAGUGACAGUGGAAUAUCACCCGCUGCAGACCGGGCACCAUUCCACAUCCCUGGCAGUGCACUGUGACAGAGUCCUCUACCAGCACUCCCCACUGUCCCAGCCACCUGAAUUCCCCUCCAGCAGCACCGCCCCGUCCCAGCUUCACCGCAACGAAAAGUGCAGACUAGUUAGUGUUUAG
Molecule: messenger RNA, 975 nt
Organism: Pseudopipra pipra
Lineage: Eukaryota; Metazoa; Chordata; Aves; Passeriformes; Pipridae
Product: hydrocephalus-inducing protein homolog
Exons: 7
Coding region: 100-975 (291 amino acids)
Biological process (GO): axonemal central apparatus assembly; cilium movement
Cellular component (GO): axoneme
Source: RefSeq, a predicted model, not a curated record